UAUUUAGUCCUUCCCACCUUGUCUUGAAUGAUCACAUGGGGAUGAGGAACUUGUCUAACCAUUGAUUCAUUAACACCAUUAAGGCCCACUUUUGUUUGCUUAUUUACAAACAAUUGUAUUUAAACCUACUUGACCUUAAACCCCAACUUGGGAACAUAAACGAACACCCAAAUACUUGUAUAAUUCCCUCUCUUUCUUCUUAACUUUCUUCAAACCACAUGCCUUCUUCACUACCAAUAUCAAUGUCUCUUCUCUUUGUGGUCCUUUUUAUUUUUUCUUUUUCUUAAUUUUAAUCAUCACCCAUUCUCUUCUUUUCCUUUUUUAAUUUUCACUAUAAAUAACAUUUUAUUUAUCUAUAUAUAUAAAUAAAAUAAAAAAUAAAUUAAAUUAAUUUAUCUUAGCUUAUAUUAUAACCUUCUUCAUCUUCCUAGGUCUUUAUCCUUAUACCAUAAAACAAAAAGCAUAUCAAGUUUCUUUGUCAAAGAAUCUAUUGUAUUUUCCUACACCCAUUUUUUUCUUUCUUUUUUUGUCACCAUUACAAGAAGGAACCUAACAAAUUAAGUCCUCAAUCUUAGUGUUAGAGCCAUUUUUUAGCAAAGGGUUUAGGGAAACAACUAGGUUGAUUAUACACAAAUUAAGACAAUGUCUAGUAGAAGGUCAAGACAAUCAGGAAGCUCAAGAAUCAGUGAUGAUCAAAUUAUUCAACUUGUUUCCAAAUUGCAACAGCUUGUUCCUGAGCUCCGUCAACAUCGUUCUGACAAGGUGUCCGCUUCAAAGGUGCUUUUAGAGACAUGCAACUACAUAAGAAACCUACAAAGUGAGAUGGAUGACCUUAGUGAUCGCCUCUCACAACUCUUGACAACAGUUGAUGCUAAUAGCGAAGAGGCAAGAAUCAUUAGGAGCUUACUUAAUUAAUAAAUAAUUAGAAUAAUUUCUUUAUUAAGGUCAAUUAUGUUUUUAUUAAAAUGCUUAUUAUUGAUAUAAUAUAUAUAGAAUAUGGUAGCAAAUGAUGCAUGCAUGGCCUAGGAACGAGUACCUAGAUCUAGCUUGUAAUGCAAAUGUCGUAUACAUAUAUAUUAGUAGUAGUACUCCUAUAUAUAUAUAUAUAUAUAUAUUAAGUAUUAAGUAUAUGUCUUUUGUAAUUAAGCUCCUAAUAAUAAUGUAUUUGCACGCAAUUAGUCCCUUUAUGUAUAUCUUAAGCCAUUGUUAUUAAAAUCC
Messenger RNA from Amaranthus tricolor (Joseph's coat), 1218 nucleotides. RefSeq names its product transcription factor PRE6-like. NCBI's taxonomy places the organism in Eukaryota, Viridiplantae, Streptophyta, Magnoliopsida, Caryophyllales, Amaranthaceae. Gene Ontology annotation, molecular function: protein dimerization activity. Bases 643 to 915 code for a protein of 90 amino acids. The transcript has 2 exons. The record is from RefSeq and is a predicted model, not a curated record. Gene Ontology annotation, biological process: regulation of DNA-templated transcription; regulation of growth.